CAUUCUGCUUCAAAAAUUGCUUCCCAGCCUGCAGUUUAUACUUAGUUGGUCAUACUUGUCCAAAAAGAGACACUGACUGUAACAGCUAGUUUGGCCCUUAGGGUGGCCCUGUGAUAACUGGAGGAAGAGAUUGACACCAGUUAAUUGCACGGUUCUCUCUCAUUUGCUGCAGCGCUGCCAAUUUUUGCUGCUGCCUCCUGCUCUUGUCUGCUCCUGCUUUCAGCAUGGUAAGGAAGAAUACUAUCCCUGAUGGAUGGCGGAAUGUAUCUGCAGUUGGACAGCCUAUACCUGGAACUCGAUUCAUUGCUUUCAAAGUACCUUUGAAAGGGUUAAUCAACCAAAGAUUGACUCCAAACCAGAAAUUCACACCAAAAGAUUUGAUUGCUGCAAUGAAAGGUCUGAACGUGGAGCUUGGCUUAAUUAUUGAUUUAACGUAUACAACAAGAUACUACGAUGUUAAGGAUUUGCCUAAAACUGUAGAAUACAAGAAAUUAUAUACUGUUGGACUUGAAGUCCCAAAUGAUCCUACUAUUCUACAAUUCAAAAAAUGGGUCAGAAAGUUCCUAUGGGAAAAUGCAGAAAAUGAGAAGCUAAUUGGAGUACAUUGUACUAAUGGAAUUAAUAGAACUGGUUACCUUAUAUGUAGAUAUCUGAUUGAUGUUGAAGGCUGGGAUCCAGAAACAGCAAUCCAAGUUUUUGGGGAGGCUCGUGGUCACCAUAUGGAUGGUGGAAGAUAUUUGACAGAUCUCAAAACCCAACCAAUGAGAAGCAAUCUUGGAAUGAAUAUAUGGGAUGUUGAUGUGGAAAUACCACUACCAAAUGAAAUGGAUGGACGUAUUGGUAGGUUUCCAAGCGAAGAAUGUCCAAGGCCUGAGAAAAGACUAAGAGUUUAUGAAGAUUGUCCCCACCACAAUGACUUGCCAGGACAGAUCCAGUUGAGAGAAUUUGAUUUUAUUAACAAGGGUCCUGGGCAACGGCGAAAACCAUAUCAUGACCUCCAGUUUCAAGAAGAUUUGCAGCCACUAAUGCAAAUAAGGGAAAGACAUUUUCCUGAACCUCAGUUUUAUGAUGACUAUCAAGAAGAAAGGCAUCAGGAAGAUUUAGAUUUUGCUGUCAGGGACUCAGAGCAGUGGCAAAGAUCUUUUCCUGAUAAUCGGUUUUAUGACAACCAUCUAGAGAGUACACCAUCAGGUGACCCUGUUAAUAUGGGCCGUGGACAGAGGCAGAGACGUUUUCCUGACAGUGAUAUACCUAAAGAUAUGCAGCUUAAUAGGGGGCGUGGACAAAGACAAAGGCCAUUUUAUGACCAGCAAUCUAAUGACGGAUUUCAACCAUGUGUGCAGGUAAAAGACCAGCCUUUCCUCAACAUGGGACGUGGGCAAAGAAUGAGACCUUUUCAUGACCGUCCCUCUCACGAUGAUAUGCAGCCACCAGUGGGAGAUUUUGAGUUUGUUAGUAGAGGCCGUGGACAAAGAAUGAGACCUUUCCUUGACCGCCAGCUUGACAGAGAAUUAAGAAGAGAGAUGGCAUUAAAAGAUUUUGAAGACAGAGAUUCUGAAUCAAGAUGCAGAUCUUUUUAUGAUCAUCAGUCCUAUGAGGAUUUCAGUGAGCCAGCACAAGUGACCGAUUUUGCAGACAGUGGACAGGAACAAAGGAUGAGACCAUUUAAUGACCGUUCACCUUGUAAUGAGGUGCCAUAUGAAGGAUAUUUAGAAAGACAUAAAUCUCUGCCUUCUCGUGAGAACUUCCAAGAUUUGCCGGUAUUGUGCAGAGAUAAAGAAGAGUAUAAUAGAAAUUACAGGGAAGAUUGUCCUGAAGAUUACAGGAGAAACUGCCUUUCAGAUGGAAUGAACAAAGGAGGGAAAAGUAUAUUUGCAUCAUAUCCUUCGCACCCAACACAUCACCUUUCAUCUGCACACCAGAAAGAUAAUUCAGUUUCAACAGACUAUGAAAGGGAACCUCAACAUGAAAUUUCAAGAGAAAUGGAUCGAGGGAAAAGAUUACCGGUUGUAACAAUUGAUUACAAUUUUGGUUUGCCUUUAGACUGUGCACCUGAAAAGGAAGAUAAAGUAUAUUAUGAUUUACCUUCAAGGGAACGUUACAUUUGGUAUUGAACCAAAGAAGUGUUUGCAUGCUUACUUUCACCUGUUUUCGUUUGUGUGUGGACCAAAAAUUUUUCACAAACUAGAAAUGCCUAAUAAGACUAGUUCCUGCAAAUGUUAGUGCUCUUUAACAUCUAAAUAGUGUGUACAUUUGUUAAGUAUAUGUGGAUACAAAUAUUUAACAUUUCAAAAUAAAAUGUGGUUACUUUUAGUAAAAUUGGAGGUCUGUAGCAUAAGAUACAGUAAAAGCUAUGUUCCCCGUCUCCCAUUUUUAAAUGUAUAUAAUGGUUUCAGUUUACAAACUUGUAAUAAGCCAUUUAACAACUGCUGUCAGUAGGCUUUAUCUAAGAUAAAUAGGAUUUACCAUAAAUAUGACAAUAAAAUAAAUAGUUCCGGUAA
Molecule: messenger RNA, 2501 nt
Organism: Heteronotia binoei (common prickly gecko)
Lineage: Eukaryota; Metazoa; Chordata; Lepidosauria; Squamata; Gekkonidae
Exons: 11
Coding region: 225-2114 (629 amino acids)
Biological process (GO): dephosphorylation
Molecular function (GO): polynucleotide 5'-phosphatase activity; protein tyrosine/serine/threonine phosphatase activity
Source: RefSeq, a predicted model, not a curated record